AUGGCUAACAGCAAAUUCAGUUAUGUAAAAUUAUUUGAAGAAGAAAGGAAGAUAUUAUUAAACUGCUACUUUAUUGUAAGGAUUGAUGGGUGUGAUUUUAAACAUUUUGUAAAGGCACAUAAUUAUAAUAAGCCAAAUGAUAUGGAAGGAUUAAAUUUAAUGAAUGAAUGUGCUCUUGAUAUUUUAAAAAAAUUUGAUGAUAUAGAUUUAUGUUAUGGUCAUUCAGAUGAGUAUAGUUUUUUAUUUAAUAAAAGUACUAAAUUAUGGAAUAGAAGAUAUGACAAGAUAUUAACAAAUGUCGUAUCGUAUUUUACAUCUUGUUUUUUAUAUAAAUGGAAAGAUGUUUUUCAAAAAGAGUUGUUAUAUGCACCUUCUUUUGAUGCUAGAAUUGUGGUUUAUCCUAAUGAAAAAGAAAUAAAAGAUUAUUUUUCUUGGAGACAAGUGGAUUGUCAUAUUAAUACACAAUAUAAUGAAUGUUUCUGGAAUUUAAUCAGACAUGGUAAUUACACAAAUGAUGAAGCACAUAAAUUUUUAUUAACAACACAAACUAAAGAUAAAAACGAAUUACUUUUCUCACGAUUUAAUAUAAAUUAUAAUAAUUUACCAGAAAUAUUUAGAAGGGGAACUAUAAUAAUAAGAAAUAAAACUUUCCAAAAAAAUAAUGAGGGAUUAGGAACUAUAUAUAAUAAUGAUACAACAAAUAAUAUAGAUGAUAAUAAUAAUAAUGAUAAUGAUACAUCAAAUAAUAUAGAUAAUAAUAAUAAUAAUAAUACCUUUAUUGAUAAUAAUGAUAUAAAAAAAUUCGAGAAAUUAAGAAAUGAAAGUCUUCCAAAAUUUAUAAUUUCUCAUGAAAAUUUAGUUAGUGAAAAAUUCUGGGAUAAGUAUGAUUAUAUUUUUAAAAAAAAAAAAGACUUGGAAAAAAAAUGA
Plasmodium gaboni is the source of this 927-nucleotide messenger RNA. Its product is annotated as putative tRNAHis guanylyltransferase. Bases 1 to 927 code for a protein of 308 amino acids. Gene Ontology annotation, molecular function: tRNA guanylyltransferase activity; magnesium ion binding. The record is from RefSeq and is a predicted model, not a curated record. Gene Ontology annotation, biological process: tRNA modification. The transcript has a single exon. Lineage: Eukaryota; Apicomplexa; Aconoidasida; Haemosporida; Plasmodiidae.